AUGGUGCAGCAGAAACCGACCUCACACGACUCGACCAACGGUACAAACAAGCGAGACCAACAAUCGAGCAUGUCGUUCGCCCGAAAGGACAUCACCGACGCUCGCGUCGUCGGUGGCAAUGCAAACAAGAUAGACACAAAGGCGCAGAAUGGCAAUAGAUCGUCGUUUCGAACGGACAGAGAUACCGCGAACGCGAACCGUCGCUUUGGUGGAGAGCGCGAGUUGCAACGAUGGCAGCCCGAUGCUUCUGAUGCUGUCGAUGGAAGCUUGGAAGGCGGCCUACAAAACUCAAAACAAUCCCACGGUGGUGCCUGGGAUCAGUUUGCCGAGAACGAGAGACUCUUCGGCUUGAGAACAGACUAUGAUGAGGCCAUCUAUACUACAUCCAUUGACAAGAACCACCCACAGUACAAGCAGAGAGUAGCGGCUGCAGAGAGGAAGGCGCGAGAGAUCGAGCGCAGCGCUGCAGCCACGUCCCACGUUGCUGAAGAGCGUGUGAUGGACUUCGUCGGCGGGGACGACAACGCUGAUGAGGAAGAUAAGUAUAGUGGAGUGAAACGACAGCAGCAAGACUUCCCUCCUCUUGCCAACCGCGAGAACAAAUACACUCCACCAGCUAGACGUGCUCCGGCCGGCGCAACCACUGUCAAGGGAGCACCGGUUGACCCAGCUAUCAUAUCUUCCCAGAUUAAGGGCGCACCAACCAACAAGCAGCCUACGCCGAAGGCUGAAGAGACGAAGACGCCAAACCCCACGCCAAACAAGACCCCUGUACCACAAACUGCCGACAAACCUGCGCCUGUUGAGCCGAAGCCAGAUGCAAAGCCCGCCGAGACAAAGCCAGCUGAGAGCAAACCGACUGAGACUAAGACCGCCGACUCGAAAUCCUCAGACAAAUCUACAGGUGCCCUCCGGCCCUCGGCUACUACAGGUCGCACAAUUUCCCCACAAGGCAAAGAGGCGGCAGCUGUUCCCAGUGCUACAUCUACUGUUGAACGCGAUGUUCUGAACUCGUUCAAGAAUUUCGCUACCCAGCAGCGUCUGAACGCCGAGAAGGCGAGAAGCAAUAAAGCCAAGGCAGAUAAGGAAGUGAAGUUGAUUGAACUGAAGAAAUUCGCCGACAGCUUCAAGUUGUCGACUCCUGUUCCAAGCGAUCUUAUUUCCAUCAUUGCUAAAGACCCUGCCAAGCAGAAACAGAUACAGGCGAAGGCUCUUCAGAAUGCCGAGGAUGUGGCCAAAUCAAAGGAACACUCGAAGGACAAGCCUGAGCCCGCUGCAAAGGAUGUGCCAGCAAAGCCUGUCGUCCAGCAGACGCCCACUCCACCAGCCACAGCUACUCCAGCAACAGGGGCGGCUACUGCUUCUCGGCCUCCUGCGACACAGCAUACAAGCUCACCAUCUGGCGUUCCCAACCGUCACCCUGGUCCUCGUCAACCAUACAAUGGGCAGCAGUACACAAACAGAAACGGCCGCUCGCCGGGACAGAAUAUGGCUCCACACUAUCAACAGACAGGGAAUCUCGCGCAGAGGCUCCGCAAUGUCGAGCAGCAGAAGCUGUCCCAGCCACCUCAGCAUCAUGUUCCUCAGGACAUGCGUAUGCCGCCUACUGGACCUGCGAAUGCUGUCGAUCAGUAUGGUAACAGGCGUCUCAGCGGCCUGGCACCAGCACACGUGGGCCCGAAACUGAACCCUAACACUCAGGAGUUCCGCCCAAGUCCGUUCGCGCAAUCUUUCAACCCCGUCGGGCCAAGCGGCGCAUCCAGCCCUCGCUCUUCAGUCAACAAUGCUGUUGAGGCUCAAUCGACUGCGACUCCUGUUGCGGGCCAACUCAUUCGACGCAAGACGAAGGCCAUCGAUGUGAAGAAGUGUUUUAUUUUGUCACAUAUUCAGACCUUGCAGCCUCCUCAUAACAAUCGCACCUGGGAGGAGAAUGGUGGCCUGAGACCAUCAUUUGACACGAUUCCAACUUGGAAGCAACUCAUGGAUGAUGACCCAGCGGAUUCCAUUAUGCGCCUCACAUACGCUCAAUACUUCGAGAGACAGCCAUUCUCGGGAGCUACGCUUGCAACACCUAACCCUCCCCACGUCGUCCCUCAGAUGGCCCAUCAGCAUCAGCUGCCCUUCCAUCUACAGCAUGGUGCACAUAGCCUUGCACCUAGGCAGUCUCCGCACAUGCCGCCCAUGCAGAUGCACUCUGGCCAACCUAACCACACGCCUCAUGUGCCGUUUAACGGUGAUGAUCACCGGAUGAUGCACUCAAACUCAGCCCAGUCGUUUGCUUCCCCACGCAUGACUCAAGUUCCUAUGGCGUAUCCUCCCGCGAUGAACUCGCCUGCUCAAAUGCCAUACAAUCAACCGGUUAUGCAGCCGUUCCUGGGCCCUGGCACUCCCCAGAUGGGCCAGUUCCGCAAUUUCUCUCAGAAUCCUCAAUUCAUGCCCCAACAGCCUGGUCAUAUGGGCACACCGCUCAUGGUUCCACAACAGUACAUGGCAGGGCCAAAUCCUAUGGUGACUGCAACACCUCAGAUGCAGAUGUAUCCUGGCGGCCAUCCCCAGUUCAUGCCUCCUGGCCCUGCCCCUCAGCCGAUGCCUGGUACCAAUGGGUAUCCCAGCCCAGGUAGACCAGCUGCCCCCAUGAUGGUCCACCAAGGCUCUCAGCAGGGGCAGCCGAUGUACGGCAUGAGCCCCGGUAUGCAAUACCAGCAGCCCGUAUUCACACCACAACAGCCCGGCCAAAGUAAGUUUACGAAUAGACGAAUGAGCUCAUCAGGGCGCCAGUACUAA
This is a messenger RNA of Phaeoacremonium minimum UCRPA7, 2784 nucleotides long. RefSeq lists its product as hypothetical. Gene Ontology annotation, biological process: cytoplasmic stress granule assembly. The coding region runs from base 1 to 2784 and encodes 927 amino acids. Gene Ontology annotation, molecular function: RNA binding. The record is from RefSeq and is a predicted model, not a curated record. Gene Ontology annotation, cellular component: cytoplasmic stress granule. The transcript has 3 exons. NCBI's taxonomy places the organism in Eukaryota, Fungi, Ascomycota, Sordariomycetes, Togniniales, Togniniaceae.